Molecule: messenger RNA, 1197 nt
Organism: Fopius arisanus
Lineage: Eukaryota; Metazoa; Arthropoda; Insecta; Hymenoptera; Braconidae
Product: peptidoglycan recognition protein 1-like
Exons: 2
Coding region: 407-1021 (204 amino acids)
Biological process (GO): peptidoglycan catabolic process
Molecular function (GO): zinc ion binding; N-acetylmuramoyl-L-alanine amidase activity
Source: RefSeq, a predicted model, not a curated record
UCCAUCGAUCCCGUAUUACAGAAAAUGAGAAAGAGGAUCUAAAACCAUUCCCAGAUCGAGGCGUUUCCGCUUAUUACCCUGACCCGUCGUAAUAUCACUAAUCCCUCGUGAUUAGAAAUGCCCUCUGAAUAAUCCCUCGGUCUUUACCUGACUUUACAAUGGACUGUGAAAUUUUCCAACCAUUACCCCCAAACUGUGAAAUUUAAUCUCACAAGGAAUAAGAUAACUAUCAACUCAUCUGUUUUCCUAAACAAUGAAACACGGAUGUCCAAAAACUCACGCUCGUUAAAUACUUGAGCACUCGUCGCACUCAUCACCAUUUACCGAUUUUGCCCGAAUACAAAUUCGAUCACAAGUGAAUCUCACAUUUCUCUGUACAUUUUAAACGAGAAGUCAAUCGAAUAAGAUGUCACUGAAUCUACUGACGGUAUUGCUGAUUAUAUCUGCGGCAUCAUCAUAUGAACUCACAAGCAAUGGACUAAAAAUUUACCAUCGCGUGCAGCACCAGUCGCAUCUAAUACACUAUCCAAUUCGACGUUUGAGACUACCUGUAUCAAACGUCCUGAUAAGUUACACCGGCACCGGACCUUGUUACGACGUUCAUGAAUGCUCUUUACGUAUGACCGGUCUGCGAAGAUAUCACACUGAAAUCAACAAUUGGCCGAGCAUCGGAUACAACUUCUUAGUUGGAAGCGAUGGCAACAUUUAUGAAGGUUGUGGUUGGGACACUGAAGUGUUCCAUGCAUCAGAUUCUCCUACACAGUACCUUCUGAUUGGCUUGAUCGGAGAUCGAAAUCAUGUGAUAAUAAAUGGCAAUCAGCUUCGAGCUGUUCAGAAACUACUAGAGUGGGGAGUGCAUGAGGGAAAACUGUCGAGGGAUUAUAGAGUUGACGGACAUAGACAGAAGACUGAAAUGAUGAAUCCCCAUGACGGAAUGUAUAAGAAUGUGGACAUGAUCCCACAUUGGCAUGGCCAGCUAUUCACUAGAACAUUUUACCUAUUGACAGUAGCCGCCUAUUAAAAUCGAGGAAAACUUUGAUCGCAAUAUUACAAUUGAUCAUCGAGGAAAACCUAUGAAUUUUCGCCUACAGGAAUUUUUUAUUUAUAAGGAAAAUGAAAUAUUAAUGAAUUGUGUUGACGUAUGCCAGUAAAUUUCAAAGAAUGUUAAAUAAGCAAUAAAUCAACCGAGGACAGAAA